AUGUCGGAGGGUCCAUCCAGCUCCGGUAAGGUAUCCCUGACCCUUUCUGAUAACUCCCUGCAAUGGAGUAAGGAUAAGAAAUCUACUAGCAGCUUCCUACAUACUGCUGGAAUCUACAACUCUCUCAUCAAGGAGAAAGGGAAAGGCUUGAAAUAUGAAGAAGAUCCUCCUAGAGCUUCUAGGGUGAAAGUCCCUCAGUUUGAUCCCUCUGAGCUAAUCCACAAUCACAAGCUUAUGCUGGUGGGGCGUAUUACUAACCCAAAAAUCCAGAAGAUGUGGGCUCUACUCCCUUUCCUAGCUGACCAUUGGAAGGUUUCCUCUAGACCAGUGGGAGCAGAUCUGGAUCAAGGAAGAUUCCAAUACCAGUUUGCUUCAGAAGAAGAUCUCCAGAAGGUAUUGGAUAAUAGACCCUAUCAUUUUGCUCACUGGAUGAUCAUCCUACAAAGGUGGGAACCAACGGUGGCAACAUCCUUCCCAUCCCAAAUUCCUUUCUGGAUACAAGUCCAAUGA
Molecule: messenger RNA, 510 nt
Organism: Arabis nemorensis
Lineage: Eukaryota; Viridiplantae; Streptophyta; Magnoliopsida; Brassicales; Brassicaceae
Source: the annotation of a GenBank genome assembly